Molecule: messenger RNA, 1410 nt
Organism: Mitosporidium daphniae
Lineage: Eukaryota; Fungi; Microsporidia
Product: extracellular protein SEL-1-like protein
Exons: 1
Coding region: 1-1410 (469 amino acids)
Molecular function (GO): protein binding
Source: RefSeq, a predicted model, not a curated record
AUGGUUCCACAGACCCCUGGAACAACAGUGCCGCUCUCGUUCGACGAAGCACUCAAAGCUAUCCGUGAAAAGAUGGCAACAGCCAGAAAAAAAAAGGGAGGAAUCGAUCCGCAUGCACAGCUGGCCAUCGUCAAGGGUAUCAUUCACUUGGCAGCGAUGGCUGCAGAAUGUACUGGCGCCCUUGUAGCAAUGCCCAUUGAUGAUGAUGAAGAUCAUGACCAAAAUUCUGAUGUCCAAGAACCGUGUGGCGCCCAGGUUGACACCCAACCUAACGUUCGAAAUAGCGCCAUCAACUUUGGAAACUCGGAGGGCGAAGGGCGCCCUGUAUCGACGCCUCCAGGUAGUGACUUGUUGCGAAUAGACCUGACAGCUUCUGCUGAGGUACUCAGGGCUGAAGGCAUGCACAUGCUCAAACGGCUGGCAUCAAGUGGAAAUGGCAGGCAUCCGCUUCCAGAGGCCCAAUGCUUCUUGGCGCAGCUGCUAAGAGGCCAUGGCGACCAGCGCCUGUGCAUCAAGACAAACAUGGACCGUGCCUUUUCUCUUUCGCUGCAGGCAUCUAAACAUGGGCUUUCUGAAGCCAUCUUUUGGACUGCACUCUCUUACGAGCGGGGCAUGGGUGUUCGGAAAGACGCCGCCCGUGCAGUCACCUUUUAUCGCAAGGCAGCCACACUUGGCCAUGGGCGGGCCAUGCACCGCCUCGCCAUUAUUUUACAGCAUGGACAGCUUGGAAUGGCUCAGGCGCCAAAGGAAGCCUUCACGUGGCUCAAGAGGGCAGCCUCAAUAGGAUCUAUUCCGGGAGCCAUCCACGACCUGGCGCUAAUGUUUGAGCACGGAAAUGGCAACAGCAUCGCUAUCCCCGACGAUUCCUAUGCUCUCGAGCUAUUUAAAAAGGCCUCUGCAAUGCGAUAUGCGCCCUCAAUGGUAAAGCUGGGAACAUGUUUUGAAUACGGACGCCUUGGAUGUCCGCUUGAUCCUAGGAAGUCUAUUGAAUGGUAUCGCAAAGCGGCCGAGCUGGGAGAUCCCGCUGCUGAACUGGCGCUCUCAGGCUGGUACCUUACAGGCGCUAAAGAAGCCAGUGGCAGUGACGUCGAGGGAGAUGGGGUGAUCCUGCCGCAGUCGGACAAAGACGCCUAUGCUUGGGCAAAACGUGCUGCUGAGCGUCGGGAUCCCAGGGCCGAAUAUGCCCUCGGUCGGUACUGUGAGCUGGGCGUUGGUCUUGAUGCACCAGCUCUACAAGAGGCGCUACAUUGGUACAGUCGAGCGGCGCUGCAGGGCCACCGUAAGGCGAAAAGACGGAGAGCCGAGCUCAAAAAGAGCAUCCGGUUCUCCUCCUCCGAGACUUUUUCUACGUCUUCAAGCUCUAUCCGUUUUGUCAAAUCGUUGCUAUCUGGCGGGCGUUGGGGUUCGUGA